AUGGUGGCAGUAAGGGAUAAAGGUUACGACCUCAUCAAUACCUCUAUACCUCCAUCAGACCAGGUUAACCUACCAGCAGAAGAGGUCCCUCCAGAGCACCCUGAACCUGCAUUAGGUAUCAAUUUUGCAUGUGAUGGAAUUCCAGAAAAUGAUUGGUUGUCUAUGGUUGUUGUCCAUAGUGACACAUGGCUACUUUUUGUUGCGUAUUAUUUUGGUGCAAGAUUUGGUUUUGACAAGGAUGAGUGUAUGGGAGAUGUAUCACUAAGGAAGAUUGGAGUAGAAGAUAAGAGGGCUAGAGUGCAAAAGGAGUCAAAGAUUCUUCUUGAUUACACUCGGAAAGCCAUAGCAAGGUUGACUUAUUUGAAAAGAACACUUUCACAGCUGGAAGAUGAUGUGGCUCCUUGUGAGGCUCAAAUGGAGAGUUGGAAUAAAAAUCAGGAUACUUGCGUAUAA
Messenger RNA from Lactuca saligna, 453 nucleotides. The record is from the annotation of a GenBank genome assembly. NCBI's taxonomy places the organism in Eukaryota, Viridiplantae, Streptophyta, Magnoliopsida, Asterales, Asteraceae.